UUUAGUUUUCAAUAUACUUAUGACGUUAUUUAUUUCAACAGGGAUUGCAUUAGACAACACAGUGAAGGAGGCCGUCCAUGACAGUGGUAUAGAAGUUGGCAGUUAUAUGUACGAGCUUUAUCCGAAGAUGUGUGAACUGUUGAUAAACUCUAAAAGUGACAAUACUGUUAAAUCAUAUUUUAAUUCUUACAAACGAUGGGAACGUUUCAUUACUUUACAAGGACACAAAUCUUUGCCAGCUCAGCCAGUUCAUGUUGCACUGUAUUUAACACAUUUAUUGAACAAUAAUUCUACUUGUCACCCUAUUUCGAACGCAGUGUAUGGUAUAAAAUGGGCACAUGAGAUAAAUGGUCUAAGCGAUCCUACAUCAAACACUUUUGUAACAUCAAUUCUUGAAGCAUCUAAAAGAGUAGCACCAAAAAAGACAGAGAAGAAAGAUCCAAUUACUCCGGAAACUUUAAUCGAACUUUGUGAUAUGUUUAAAAAUUCUUUAGAUUUACUUUUUGUAAGGGAUUUGGCAAUGAUGAUUUUGAGUUUUUCAGGAUUUCUUAGAUAUGAUGAGGUCAGUUCGUUACGCUUUUGUGAUGUAAAAGUACAUGAAUCUCAUUUAAUUUUGUGUAUCGAAAAAAGCAAAACAGACCAAUAUAGGCAAAGUUCUGAAGUCUUGAUUUCCAAGGGUAAUUCAUCUGCUUGUCCUUACACAAUGUUUCUAAGGUACACUAGGUUAGCAGGUCUCCAUUCGUUCAGAUCCAGUGGGGCAACAAUGGCGGCAAACGCUGAUGUUAGUGACAGAUGCUUAAAGAAGCACGGUAGAUGGAAGUCUGACUCUAGUAAAGACGGUUACAUAGUAGAUUCCACUGAAAAACGUUUGAAGAUAUCUAAGGUAUUAGGCCUAUAG
Messenger RNA from Mytilus trossulus (common blue mussel), 898 nucleotides. RefSeq names its product integrase/recombinase xerD homolog. Gene Ontology annotation, molecular function: DNA binding. Gene Ontology annotation, biological process: DNA recombination; DNA integration. The record is from RefSeq and is a predicted model, not a curated record. The transcript is spliced from 2 exons. The coding region runs from base 20 to 898 and encodes 292 amino acids. Lineage: Eukaryota; Metazoa; Mollusca; Bivalvia; Mytilida; Mytilidae.